AUGCCCACUGAACUCCCCUUCGUCACCCUCGACGUCUUCACAACAACCCCCUACCGCGGCAAUCCCCUCGCCGUCGUCACAAUCCCCCCAACCCUCAACCCCCCUCCGACGCAAGAGCAAAAGCAAGCCAUCGCCCGGGAAUUCAACCUCUCUGAAACCGUCUUCAUCCACGACGUCGCCGACCCGGAAACCAAUAAAACCCGCAACAUCGACAUCUUCCUCACCUUUGACGAAAUCCCCUUUGCGGGUCACCCAACCGUCGGGACCGCCGUCUCUCUCCUCCCCCAAGGCGUAACCACGCUCGUCACCAAAGCCGGUCCCAUCCCGUUAAAGCAAACAGGCGAGCGGUUCGUCCAAGCCAACAUCCCCCAUGAUUUACACGUCCACGCCAAAAAGACGAGAGAUCUAUCGCCCUCUAAGCUUUACUCCGUGGAGAAACUGCAGCCCGACAAUGAGAUCCGGCAACUCGAGCUUGAUGCCCCGGUGGUGAGUAUCGUGAAUGGAGUUUCGUUCCUGUUGGUCGAGUUGAGUAGCUUGGAGCAACUCGCAAAGGUGCAGCUUACGGGCGUUGAGUUCCCGCCAGAGGAACUGCUAGAUGAUGGGUGGAGGAAGGGCUUGAUUGCGAGGUAUUACUACGUUAAGACGGAAGAGAAGGACGAGAAUGGAUUGCCGGUUGAUGUGAUUCGUACGAGAAUGAUGGAGCAUUCGUUUGAAGAUCCGGCUACGGGAUCGGCGGCGUGCUGCUUGAGCAGUUAUCUGAGCAUCCAGGGAGACAAGCAGACUACUCCUAAACGGCGAUACGAGAUUACGCAGGGUGUUGAAAUGGGCAAGGAGAGCAACAUUGUUGUCGAGGUGGAGGUCAAGGACAACAAGAUCGACAAUGUUCAGCUGGCUGGUACGGCUGUUCAGGUCAUGCGUGGAUAUGUCACAUUGUAG
Messenger RNA from Pochonia chlamydosporia 170, 936 nucleotides. Its product is annotated as phenazine biosynthesis protein. Lineage: Eukaryota; Fungi; Ascomycota; Sordariomycetes; Hypocreales; Clavicipitaceae. The coding region runs from base 1 to 936 and encodes 311 amino acids. Gene Ontology annotation, cellular component: cytoplasm. The transcript has a single exon. Gene Ontology annotation, biological process: biosynthetic process. Gene Ontology annotation, molecular function: isomerase activity. The record is from RefSeq and is a predicted model, not a curated record.